Panicum virgatum (switchgrass) is the source of this 872-nucleotide messenger RNA. RefSeq names its product probable calcium-binding protein CML7. Gene Ontology annotation, molecular function: calcium ion binding. Lineage: Eukaryota; Viridiplantae; Streptophyta; Magnoliopsida; Poales; Poaceae. The record is from RefSeq and is a predicted model, not a curated record. The transcript has a single exon. The coding region runs from base 90 to 539 and encodes 149 amino acids. Gene Ontology annotation, cellular component: myosin II complex.
CCCCACCACCACCGCCCCCAAUCAAUCCCUCCUCCCCUCCCCUCCCCUCGCCGCGAGAUCCCCCCCCCCGAUCCCGAUCCGGCGGCGCCAUGGGCGGCGGCAAGGACCUCACGGACGACCAGAUCGCCUCCAUGCGGGAGGCCUUCUCGCUCUUCGACACCGACGGCGACGGCCGCAUCGCGCCCUCGGAGCUCGGCGUCCUCAUGCGCUCCCUCGGCGGCAACCCCACGCAGGCGCAGCUCCGCGACAUCGCCGCGCAGGAGAAGCUCACGGCCCCCUUCGACUUCCCGCGCUUCCUCGACCUCAUGCGCGCCCACCUCCGCCCGGAGCCCUUCGACCGCCCGCUCCGCGACGCCUUCCGCGUCCUCGACAAGGACGCCUCCGGCACCGUCUCCGUCGCCGACCUCCGCCACGUCCUCACCUCCAUCGGCGAGAAGCUCGAGCCCCACGAGUUCGACGAGUGGAUCCGCGAGGUCGACGUCGCGCCCGACGGCACCAUCCGCUACGACGACUUCAUCCGCCGCAUCGUCGCCAAAUGAUUCCUCGCCGAUCCCACUACCCCCAAACCCCCGCCGCGCGCUUGACGAUUUCAUUUGCUUUGGUUUGCGUUCUAUCAUCUGAUCUUGUCUCAUUUGAAUUUGCCCCGUCACUUCUCUUCUCGUCUGUGCUUUCAUUUCAUUUCCGGACUGCUGCCUGUGACUACUAGGGUUUGGAUAAAUGGAUGGAUAAUGCUGUGUGCGUGUGUGUCUGUUUGUAUCGACAGACCGAUCAAUUAAUUAAUGGAUCUGGCUGAUGAUGCUUUGCUUAGCUACAUGUAAUGUAAUACUUUUUGCAAUGUAAAGUGUGGAUCUGUUUCGGUGUUUCCUUCAUCA